UCAGUACAUCACCUUUUCCUAUAUAACCAUCACCCAAUUUGCCAUCAAAACUCAUACUUACCUCAAACAUUUUUAUCUCCAUGGGAAUUCAAGCAAUGAAGGUGCAUCAACUGCCACGUGGACUCAUCUGGGACCACGACCCCCCUUCCCUCACCCUCGGCUGCAAGCGCUUCCGCCCCCUCGGCCUCAAGCUCUCCGCCGUCGACGACACCGCCGCCGCAUUCGAUCUCAAGAGCUUCAUCAAACCCGAUCAAUGUAGUCCAACAAACGCAGACGUUCAAAAGAAAGAAUCAUCUCAGGUAGAGGCGGCGCAGCCAGGCGGCACGCGGUGGAAUCCGACGCAGGAGCAGAUCGGAAUACUCGACAUGCUCUACCGUAGCGGCAUGCGAACUCCGAACGCCCAACAGAUCGAGCAGAUCACAGCGCAGCUAAGCAAAUACGGCAAGAUCGAAGGCAAAAACGUGUUUUACUGGUUUCAAAACCACAAAGCGCGCGAGCGUCAGAAGCAAAAGCGCACUAGCCUCGGCCUCUCUCCACGGACGCCUCCCCCGCCUCCCUUUCCCGCUUCUUCUCUCUUCCUCUCGUCGCCCAAUAAGGAAGAGGAGAAUAAUCGUAACAAGAGGAAGUGUGUUUUCGAUGAAGUGAAUGAGUACGGUAGAGAAGAGGAAGAGCAAGAGGGAGAUAGGACAUUGAAGCUUUUCCCUUUGCACCCUGAAGGGAGGGCUUCUUUGAGGGAUUAUUGUUGGGAUUAAUUAAUUAGAGUUAAUUUUAACUUAAUUUAAUCUUAUUUUGCUUUUGGUUGAUCCUGAGAGAAGAUGGUGUCUUUGUAGCUUCUUUACCUGUGAUUUUCUUUGAAUAUGAAGGGAAUAUCUUCUCUUUGUUGAUCAAUAAUGAAUUAUUUAUGAUUUGUGUGUGA
Messenger RNA from Salvia hispanica, 916 nucleotides. RefSeq names its product WUSCHEL-related homeobox 4-like. The record is from RefSeq and is a predicted model, not a curated record. Gene Ontology annotation, molecular function: DNA binding; DNA-binding transcription factor activity. Gene Ontology annotation, biological process: cell division; procambium histogenesis; phloem or xylem histogenesis. Gene Ontology annotation, cellular component: nucleus. NCBI's taxonomy places the organism in Eukaryota, Viridiplantae, Streptophyta, Magnoliopsida, Lamiales, Lamiaceae.